Messenger RNA from Fusarium sp. VM40, 819 nucleotides. The record is from the annotation of a GenBank genome assembly. NCBI's taxonomy places the organism in Eukaryota, Fungi, Ascomycota, Sordariomycetes, Hypocreales, Nectriaceae.
AUGUCCGAUCUCGAAACUGUCUCGUCCUUUGUAGCGGGAGCUCCUCCAGGAGAGCUCGCCGAUGUUGUCGCAGAUAUCAAGUCCCUCACCCUCGACUCCCCCGAUCUCUUUUCCAGCCUUGGUCCCGCGUUCGAAAAGUACAAUGAGGAACAGUUUGUUACGGUGAAGCUGCCUGGUAGCAGCCUACCAGUUGUAAUUAGCUCUCACAACUCGCUCGGAGACGGCCGAUACUACGAUGUCGAGAGCUCUUCCAGCUUCGCCUUCGACCACACCACGCAGAAAGCUAGUGCUGUGCAAAGCCAUGUCUUGGAGGGAGCUCAAGCAGAUCUUGUUAAAUCCACCCUCAAGAGCAUCGGACCUUACGUUGACGAACACUUCGCCAAUGCUGCGCAUGGAGUCUACCCAAUUGAGUCCGACUCCAAGAUCGCCAUUGUUAUCGUCGGCAACAAAUACAGCCCCAACAACUUCUGGAACGGACGCUGGCGAUCACUCUACAUCCUGGAUCCUUCAUCCGGCACCCUCGAGGGCUCCCUUAAAGUCGACGUGCACUACUACGAGGACGGAAACGUGCGCCUCCUGACCAACAAGCCCGUCAACAGCACCAUCUCCUCCGUCAACGGCACCGGAAUCGUCAAGGAGAUUUCCACAACAGAGAGAAAGUACCAGGAGGAGUUGAACAAGGGCUUCGUGAGCCUCAGCGAGGGAGCGUUCAAGGGUCUGCGACGACAGCUCCCGGUGACGAGGCAGAAGAUCGAGUGGGACCGCGUGACGAGCUACCGGCUGGGCCAGGAUAUUGGCGGCGGAAGCUCGAGGCGAUAG